This is a messenger RNA of Erigeron canadensis, 675 nucleotides long. RefSeq lists its product as uncharacterized. The transcript has a single exon. Bases 1 to 675 code for a protein of 224 amino acids. The record is from RefSeq and is a predicted model, not a curated record. Lineage: Eukaryota; Viridiplantae; Streptophyta; Magnoliopsida; Asterales; Asteraceae.
AUGCGCCUUUCUAAUUCUGUUGAAGACACGUCAUGGUUUUCCGAAUGGUUGCUUAAUAUUGGUGAUGCAAAAAUUGGCAAAUUGCAAGAACAGUGUUCUGAUGCAAAAAUUGUCACUAUCCCUGAUCGACUUGCCAUCCAACCUUCUAAGUCAGUGCUAUCUGAUCUAAUAGACUUUGUAUAUUCCAAAGAAAUACUUCAGUCCCCAACCGCUAUUAACAUAUCCAACCGAGCCAUCAUUUGUCCAAGAAAUGAUACAGUUGAUGAAAUCAAUGAACUGAUAUUGAAUAAAUCUCCUGGUAUACUCCGAACAUAUCUCAGCACCGACUCUAUGAUUCUGCACUCAAAAAACAGCGGUGUUACAGAUCUUAUGUAUCUAGUAGAUUACCUUAACUUGCUGAAGUUCCCAAGAAUACCACACCAUUCUCUCAUGUUGAAAAAAAACACUCCUGUGAUGUUGUUGCGCAACAUUGAUCAGAAAAACGGUUUGUGUAAUGGUACUAGAUUGUUAAUAUCACAAUUAUUACCUACCGUAAUAGAAGCCCAUAUAAUCACCGGAACUUAUAUUAAUCGUAGAGUAUAUAUAGCUAGAAUAACAUUUGUCUACAAUAGCAAAGAAUUACCUUGUGUCUUUAAACGACAACAGUUUCCAUUAUUGCUAUGCGAUGACCAUUAA